Molecule: messenger RNA, 5392 nt
Organism: Pecten maximus
Lineage: Eukaryota; Metazoa; Mollusca; Bivalvia; Pectinida; Pectinidae
Product: sex peptide receptor-like
Exons: 3
Coding region: 973-2202 (409 amino acids)
Biological process (GO): G protein-coupled receptor signaling pathway
Cellular component (GO): membrane
Molecular function (GO): G protein-coupled peptide receptor activity
Source: RefSeq, a predicted model, not a curated record
UCGCACGCGGUCUGUCAAUACGUCCUCAAAACCCGCUGUGUGUUGAGAAUAUAACAAGUUAUAUGUAAUGUAUAAUACAUAACUACCAGCAUGCUGCCCUAUUACAGGAGUGGUCAGUCGGAAGCCCCUAGUACUUCAACAGGUACAAUGGCAGGCGGAAGCACGUGCUGGCGCGUGAUACAUAUACAACGACGGCAACGACAAUUCUGCACAACCGCUUAACGAUCGUUUGGCAUACUUGUGUUUUACCAAGCUCAAAUUAAUUGGGUUAAGGAUCGAUGAAUGAUUGACAGGCAGCUGUGGAAAUGCUCGGGUACAACUCGACGCCGGAUUGGCGUACUAGCGUGCAUGCUACGGGUAUUUAAGACUCGCUUUCAUUAAAAUUUUCAACGUUGGUAAUAGAAGAGAAAGAAUAUAAGUGUGUUUAUAUACACCAGGAGGAUGCUACUUUAGAAUAACUCUACCUUGGUUAGUUGUUCGUGGAUUCCAAUAGUUGAACAUAUUAUACAGUGAGGUUAAUUACAAAAACUGAUGUUCCAAAUAGGAAGCAUACAAAAGUGCACGCAGCCUGGACCUUUCUGUUCGAUGAUGAGACAACCCCGGCCCUUUGUAGACGCUGUGAUCGUCAGGAAGAGAGCAGAUAAGUGAUUCGAUGGAUAGAGACUGUGGAAUAGAGAGAGUCCUACACAAUGUGAAUACCGGCCAACGAAACGUAACGUUUUACUAAAAGAUAAUUGUUGAAAUAACGAUUUCCCUUAUAUAAGGUGACGUCUCACGCGCUAACAUAAGAGCGUUGAUGUACAUACAAAUAAUGAUCCAGGAUUCGCUUCAUACAAAUAGUGAUAUUGUGUGCGCUCUGAUAUAAACAGCGAUUCUAUACUGUAUCCGUUCACACAAAUAGGCAUUUACUUGUGCGCUACGUCAGUUGUAGUGAAUUUAGACGUGCUUAUUGAAAUUGACAAAGGAGAAAAAAUGAAUUACAGUUCAAAUAUAACAAUGAUUGAGGGCACUGAUGUUAUGACGACUGGAAUCUGGAAUGUGACUAAUAGUUCGGUCGGUGUGACGACUGACCUCUACUUGGAGUCAAACUGUCCCAACAUGGACGCUACCAACUCGUCGGCCAAGAGCGCACUUGAGGAGUUCAGUGUUCACUACGCCCGGGUGCACGGCUACAUCAGCGUAUGUGUUUGUCUUUUCGGAAUGUUGGCUAAUACGGCAAAUAUUGUCGUACUUACACGCAAGAAAAUGAUAACAUCUACCAAUUACAUCCUAACGUGGCUGGCCGUGGCGGACCUGUUUACAAUGCUGGAUUACUUUCCAUUCGCUAUUCAUUUCUAUAUCUUGAAGGAUCCCAUGCUUCCGUUCCCCAUGACGAAAGGUUACGGAUGGGUAUGCUUUCUAAUGUUCCACGCGAGUUUCAGCAUCGUGUGCCACACGAUUGCAAUAUGGUUAACUAUAGAACUAGCCAUAUUUCGUUUUAUAUUCAUUUGGUUUCCUACAAAAGGAGCUUUGUACUGCAAUCAGCAGAAAGCUAAGCGAGCUGUGUUGGGCGUGAUCCUGUAUACAAUCAUCAUAUGUAUACCUAAUUAUAUAUCUAACGAAAUCACAACGUACGAUUGUCAGGAAAACCGCGAGCCAAUAUAUUCGCUGGAAGUGAGGAGACAUGGAGUUUUUGCGGUGAUAAAUUCGGUGAAUUACUGGACCCAAGCUCUGCUGAUCAAACUCGUCCCGUGCAUCAUGCUAACUUUGCUUACUCUGCUCCUAAUCACCGCCAUGCAUCGCGCGUACAAACGGCGAGCGGCUCUCAAGCAUCAGGGGAAGAAAGAUGAUACGGAUAAACACAAUGAACACAACCGAACCACGCUAAUGCUUCUCGCUGUCGUCGUCCUUUUUCUCAUUACUGAGUUACCGCAAGGUAUUCUUACAAUACUGAGCAGUUCUAUCGAGGGAUUCUUUGAAUCUGUCUAUAUGCCGCUGGGGGAUCUUGUCGAUAUUGUGGCUCUUUGCAAUAAUGCUAUCAAUUUCGUCCUAUACUGUGGAAUGAGUACUCAAUUUCGAAAGACGUUUUUUGAAAUUUUCUGUAGCUGUAUUCCGGAGAGGCGGCCAGGGUGGCGAAAACUUGGUGUGGUGACAGCCGAGAAAAAUGGGUGCACACCAACAACGACCAACACUUCACUGUCAACGACUACGACCAAACUGUGACGCGUGCUCACGUGCACAUUAGGGAAACUUUCACAAGGAAUGCAUAUAUUUCUAAAUAUACUUUAUAUGCUACGACACAUUUCGAUAUUGCCAUUUCACAUUGGUUAGGUAAGAUUUGUUAAUUGCAAUGCACCAUGUUUUAAGAUUUGUAUGCUAACUCAUCGUAGAAUUUUUUGUGUGACGCGUUUAACUGUAUACUGAUUAGCUACAUAUAGGAAUACUGUCAACGUAGAAUGAUUUUAUCAAUUUGUGUUCAUUUCAGAACAAUAUCUGUCUGGUGUGUGUUACCGUCCGAAUUUUACUGAUAAAUCCAUUGUUCUCACGUCCAUAUUAUUGUGUGUUUAAAGGUGUCCAUAUUUUUUUUUAAAUCGCCUCAGAUUUAACAUUUAUUUUAUCAUGAAAUUUAAAUUCAACCUAUUUCAGCACAAUUACCAAUAGAAAUACAAUACAAUGUUAAUUUUAACACAUCUUUAUCAUCCUAAAUAUGAUACAAUGUAGCUAGACGUAUCGUUACUGUCCCAAAAUAAUACAAUGUAAAUCUAGACACAUUUGGCAGCGUAAGUCAAGAAAUUCUAUUACAAUCAUGAAAUGCAUGUGCGUUUCUUGUUUUUAUCAUUAUAUGCAAAUAAAGUACAGGUACGAUAACCAUUGGUACACCUAGCUCUACGGUGAACAUUCUCUACAUUCAAAAUUCUGUCGUAAAAUAUCAACUUUUCCGACAAGGAACGCCGUCAGAUUUAUGGCAUUACGGUCUUAGACAGGUGAUAGCUCUGUAAUCGUAAGGUGUUCAAGCGGUAGAUUGGAGCAAAAUUACUACACACCUGUUACUCGUUAAUGGAUGGGGAAGGACUCCGAAAUCAACAAACUUAUUGCGCGUGAAAUCAAUAUCGUUCUGUGCGAAAGCAAUAAAAUUAUUCAAAAUGAUAUUGUGUUCUCGCACCAUAUUAUUGCAUUCACACUGGAAGUGUUGUGUUCGGCAAUGUUUUUAGAUUUGGGCUUAGUUACAAUGAUUUAUUUUUUCAACUUGUUUUUUCCAACUUGAACAAAAUUAUUAUAAUUGUAAUUGAUAAAGCAGUCUACUUGUCUUUAUGAAGAUGUUCAGAACUAUAGAAACUACUAAAGGUGUUCAGAACUAUAGAAACUACUAAAGGUGGUCAGAACAAUAGAAACUACUAAAGGUGGUCAGAACAAUAGAAACUACUAAAGAUGUUCAGAACUAUAGAAACUACUAAAGAUGUUCAAAACCAUAGAAACUACUAAAGAUGUUCAGAACUAUAGAAACUACUAAAGAUGUUCAGAACUAAAGAAACUACUAAAGGUGUUCAGAACCAUAGAAACUACUAAAGGUGUUCAGAACUAUAGAAACUACUAAAGGUGUUCAGAACCAUAGAAACUACUAAAGGUGUUCAGAACUAUAGAAACUACUAAAGGUGUUCAGAACUAUAGAAACUACUAAAGGUGGUCAGAACUAUAGAAACUACUAAAGGUGUUCAGAACCAUAGAAACUACUAAAGGUGUUCAGAACUAUAGAAACUACUAAAGAUGUUCAGAACUAUAGAAACUACUAAAGAUGUUCAGAACUAAAGAAACUACUAAAGGUGGUCAGAACCAUAGAAACUACUAAAGAUGUUCAGAACUGAAGAAACUACUAAAGGUGUUCAAAACCAUAGAAACUACUAAAGGUGUUCAGAACCAUAGAAACUACUAAAGAUGUUCAGAACUAAAGAAACUACUAAAGGUGUUCAGAACCAUAGAAACUACUAAAGGUGGUCAGAAUAAUAGAAACUACUAAAGGUGUUCAGAACCAUAGAAACUACUAAAGGUGGUCAGAACAAUAGAAACUACUAAAGAUGGUCAGAACUAUAGAAACUACUAUAGGUGUUCAGAACUAAAGAAACUACUAAAGGUGUUCAGAACUAUAGAAACGACUAAAGGUGUUCAGAACCAUAGAAACUACUAAAGGUGGUCAGAACUAUAGAAACUACUAAAGGUGGCCAGAACUAUAGAAACUACUAAAGGUGGCCAGAACUAUAGAAACUACUAAAGGUGGUCAGAACUAUAGAAACUACUAAAGGUGGUCAGAACCAUAGAAACUACUAAAGGUGGUCAGAACUUUAGAAACUACUAAAGGUGUUCAGAACCAUAGACACUACUAAAGGUGGCCAGAAUAAUAGAAACUACUAAAGGUGGCCAGAACUAUAGAAACUACUAAAGGUGGUCAGAACUAUAGAAACUACUAAAGGUGGUCAGAACUACAGAAACUACUAAAGGUGGCCAGAAUAAUAGAAACUAGAGUCUAUAAAGGUGGUCAGAACCAUAGAAACUACGGUCUAUAAAGGUGGUCAGAACUAUAGAAACUACAGUCUAUAAAGGUGGUCAGAACCAUAGAAACUACGGUCUAUAAAGGUGGUCAGAACUAUAGAAACUACGGUCUAUAAAGGUGGUCAGAACCAUAGAAACUAUAGUCUAUAAUGGUGGUCAGAACUAUAGAAACUACGGUCUAUAAAGGUGGUCAGAACCAUAGAAACUACUAAAGGUGUUCAGAACUAUAGAAACUACGGUCUAUAAAGUUGGUCAGAACCAUAGAAACUAUAGUCUAUACAGGUGGUCAGAACCAUAGAAACUAUAGUCUAUAAAGGUGGUCAGAACUAUAGAAACUAUAGUCUAUAAAGGUGGUCAGAACUAUAGAAACUACGGUCUAUAAAGGUGGUCAGAACUAUAGAAACUACUAAAGGUGGUCAGAACCAUAGAAACUACUAAAGGUGGUCAGAAUAAUAGAAACUAUCGUCUAUAAAGGUGGUCAGAACUAUAGAAACUAGAGUUUAUAAAGGUGUUCAGAACCAUAGAAACUAUAGUCUAUAAAGGUGGUCAGAACUAUAGAAACUACAGUUUAUAAAGGUGGUCAGAACUAUAGAAACUACAGUCUAUACAGGUGGUCAGAACUAGAGAAACUACAGUCUAUACAGGUGGUCAGAACUAGAGAAACUACAGUCUAUACAGGUGGUCAGAACUAUAAAAACGAAACUACUGCUGACAAUAAAAUGCACUCUGACAUACAUAUGUACGGUUAGAUUACAGCAAUAAUGUCAUUUGAUUUUCAUCAGCUAAGUUAAUUUUCUGUAUUAACUGCAUUUACUAAUUGUUACUGACAAUUAUUCCUGUACAUGAUUAAAAUGUCUAUCAAACUGUA